Habropoda laboriosa is the source of this 6178-nucleotide messenger RNA. RefSeq names its product RB1-inducible coiled-coil protein 1 (gene Atg17). Gene Ontology annotation, biological process: piecemeal microautophagy of the nucleus; autophagosome assembly; autophagy of mitochondrion. The record is from RefSeq and is a predicted model, not a curated record. Gene Ontology annotation, molecular function: protein kinase binding; molecular adaptor activity. The transcript has 9 exons. Gene Ontology annotation, cellular component: extrinsic component of membrane; phagophore assembly site membrane; Atg1/ULK1 kinase complex. The coding region runs from base 1808 to 5521 and encodes 1237 amino acids. Lineage: Eukaryota; Metazoa; Arthropoda; Insecta; Hymenoptera; Apidae.
GCAGACGUUCUGUCCUCCGUGCUCGACGAGGUCUACACUCGGCAGUAAACAGCUGGCGACGCGAUGCGUCAGAGCAAAAUGUCGAACGGGACUGCGCCAAGCUAGUUGCCCCCUCUCUCUCUCUCUGGCACGGUGCAAGAGCUUCGUUAAAGUGGACGUUCACGGGCAAGCAUUCGGCGCAUUCGCGGUGAAAAUUCGGCAGCGACGCGAAGCAGACAAGUGUCAGUGAACAGUACCUGAACGGAGGACACGAGAAAUAAUCGUGAAAAUCCGUGGCGAAAGUGGAGUUUCUUUGUUCCGUGCUACGAUCUCUGCGCAUAGGUUCCCGUGCGAGUGGCGCAGCAUUGUUUGUGUGGUCGGUACGUCACUCUCGAAGUAUACACGGCUCGCCGCGAUAUAAAACGAAAUCCUGGCGUCCUGCUUGAUCUCACGUUGCUUCUAUUUCCUGCACAAACGAACGUAGAAGACAUCCGUAGCUGUGUUGAGCUGCGUUUUGAACCAGGACAGCGUACCAACCGUUCAGGAGAAAGGAUCGCUGGCCCUUCGUGUACGCGCGAGUGCUUUGUUUUGACGAGCAGCUGAUCCGGGUCUACUCGUUUAUCGCGUCGUCCAGUCCUCCAUCGCUGCAGCGGUGCUUCUUUUCAAGCGAUUUUACGCGCGUUUCGUGUACACGACGUUACAUCGUAUAUACGGCGAUCGUCUCGUAAACUGUGUUUAAACAGAUCGUCGAGUCGUAGCAAGAGUGCUCUGUUACAUCACGAAAACCGGAGGACGCGAUCGACCGAUACUCUCGGGGAGCAACAGUGCAACCCAUACUCGCGACAGCUAUCCUCAAUGUCAGGCGGACCAAACGACGGCGUAAUCAAGAAUCGUUGCUACGUGAUAUUCUACGAUUCUAGUGAUCGAUUAUUAUUACGAGACCUGUACGUGUGUGUGUGUCAGUUUUCGUUUCCAAGGGACACUACGCUCCCGUUCGUUCCCGUCACCGACCCUCGGCCGGAACGAAAAUCACUCAGAGCCGUCCUGUAAAUAACGAUCGUGCGGACCGUACCACGGUCCGCCUAUUCGUUUCCCGACCCGAUCCUCUCUCGGGCCCUCGAAGAGACUGUAUACAAUAGCUUCCCUCCCGAAGGCUGUGGGACUUGUUUCUUAGUUACCAAUGAUCUCGUGAUAUAUCGCUCUUUCCUCCUGCUUCUACUAUUGUUUACGUGUUUUUACGAAUCUCCAAGGAGCGUACAAAGGCAGCUAGACCGAACGACAAGAACCUUCGCUGCUUUCUUUUCAACCAAUCUACUCAUAUACACAUUAUAUACGUCCACAUUCACGCGCAUCACACAGAUACCUAUAUAUACGAGCGUGUACACAUCGUCGCGUCGCAUUUCUCGUACUCUUUCGCCGUUGCUCGUAUUUUCGUCGUUUCGCGCGCGAUCCUCUACUGCGAUACCUAUACUUGUCCGUCGUUAAAGAGUAUAAUAAGGAAGAAGCAACGCGUGUAAGACAGAUUCGCCACCGUAACGCGGAGCAAGGCUGUUCGAGCCAUAGUUGACGUGAAUCGACGACGACGGACGGAUUUGUGAUCGAUGCGGCAUAAACCCGAGGGGGCCGUACUCGCGAGCGCUGAGAACCGAGGGGUACGGCCCCGAUCGAGCUGACUACAGGAGUUGAGCUGAGAUAGUGACAGAGCCGCUGUUCGUCGGGCGUCCCGUCCACCGGACACCAAGCUCCACCGGAUGCCAGUGGUGUCCCUAGGGCGGGCUGACCGUUUCGCUGUUGUCGUCGGACUGGAAGAAGCCACACCGGCCCGAAGAUGCUGUACAUAUUUCACGUGGACACGGGCACCACGAUCACCUUCGACAUCAAGCUGGCGCUGCAAACUGUCUCCCAGCUGAAGGAAGCGAUCGAGAGAGAAUGCGGCGUGGUGGCGGCGCACCAGGUGCUCUUGAUGAGCGGAGGCGAAAGCCUGGAACAGAACGCGCGUGUGUGCUCCUAUUCGGCCGGAACCGACACGAAUCCGAUCUAUUUGUUCAGCAAGGCCGCCAUUGAGAGCCACCUUCCACCUACACCAAGCAUAGAUUACGGUUCCGAUGUCGAUCUCCAGAGCCAAAUCGACACGUCGUUGGCUAUGCCAGCCACCUAUCAGACCCUCGUCGCGCGCGCCCAAUUGGCUCAGCAAUGCUGCGGAUUGGCGCGAGAGCAGACAAGGAUCUGCGAGAGGCUGGUGCAUGACCAACACCUUCAGCAACAGGGCUGGGCGGCCGUGGUGGCCAACUUGGAGGACAUCACGCAGAUGUUCCAGUCGCGGGCCGAUCUCCUUCAUCAGAGCUUCGCCGUUUAUCUGUCGGAGAGGCAGCAGCACGUGGAACUGCUCGAGAACUUCAGCGCUGAUCUGGGUACCCUAGCGAAGAUUCCAAUCCUCCCAGCCUUAAGAGCCCAGGCAGAGGGUCUGCAGUAUCCGGACGAUCAGCCAAGUCAAUCUGAGAAAGAUUCCGAAGGCAGAGACGAAGUUCUGAGCCUGCUUCGAUGGAUCUCGGCGAAAGACAAUCAGAGCAGCCUGGAACAGGUAGCGGAGCAGUGUUCGCGAGGUCUCGAGCAGUUCGACGAGAGGGUGAUGGAGGCGUUGAAGUUAGAGGUGAACGCGGCCAUCGACAGCGCGAACAAGCAGGAUAUGAAAGAGAUCAAGGGGUUGGGUGAACGAUUAUUCGCUCUGGAACAGCUAAUGGUGCAGGCUAAGAAGCUGGUUCACGAACAAGGAGAGCUGGCUCAUGGAUUUUUGCAGAAUCAGAGUCGAGCGAAUAAUCUGGGCGAUGCUAGUGUCCUGCCUGAUCUAUGCACCUCUCACAGACGUCAGUUGCUCGUUAUGCUGCAGAAUCACAACAAGCUGCGCGAUAUAAGGCGCCGAUGCACCAAGGCGAAAGAGGAGCUGUCUGUGAACAUCUACCACAGGCUCAAGUGGAUCAUGUACGUGGAGAACAAAAUGAUGGAAGUGGAUGGAAAGCUGGUGAUGUACCACGAGAGCCUGAAACGUUUAAGAAGGCACCUCGAGGUGUUGCAGCAGAUCCAUUUGGCGCCUCAUAUGUACAUGAACGCUGUGGCUGAGGUUGUUCGAAGACGAACCUUCUCUCAGGCUUUCUUGGUCUGGGCCAGCAACCUGGCGUGCCAGUUGUUGACUGUUCAUAGCGAGGAAUUGGCUCGUAGAAGGGAGUUUCAGAGUAAAUUCGACGGACACUUCUUGAACACCUUGUUCCCUGGGCUGGAGGACACGCCACCGCCUUUUGCUACGCAAGCACCGUCUGUUUUCGAUAACGGGUUACCCAAGUUGACAGCAGACGAUAUGGAAUCUCUAAGAUCGGAGCUACCAGACCUGGCCUUGGCCGUCUCCUUGCCAGACUUGAACGGCAUCACGCAGUUCUUCCUGUCGAAGAGUCUCACCGAGGCCAGCGCUGACUGUAACAAGGAGAAGGACAGCAGCUCCAUUUGCGUCGACGCGGCUGCCAAGGAACAGGAGAGGACGAGGGCUCCCAUGUUGUUCGACAGGGGUGGAUUCGAGUCGGAGACAGACACGGAGGAAUUCGAGAAGAUCGGCCAAGGUGCCGCGGAUUCUAAGCCGGAGUCGUACAACAGCGCGAAACAAAUGCGUCAGAAGCAAUUGGAGGAGAAUCUUGGUAACACGCGCGAGGAGGUGGAGAGGCUUCGUUCGAUCCUGAAGACUCUGAAAGCUGUGGUUUGCGAAGCAUUGACGUCCGUUCGCCAGGAGUUGGCCGUGCUGAGGGACAGAUCGGAGGAGGAGAAGACUGGCUUCUCCAAGAUGACCGAACGUGUUCGUGAGGCUUUGUCGUUUUACUCGCGCGAGUAUGAUCGUCGUCUUCGAGAGCGCGAGCAAGAGCUGACGGUGGAUCACGAGUUAGAGAUGGCCGAUGUUAAGAAGCUGAUCCAGAGCAGGGAAGAAGAAGCGUGCAUUUUGAAACGUAACCUGCUGGAGAAGGAAACUGAACUGGCGGAGCACGAGCGUCUGGUGACAACUAUGAGGCAGAAAUUAGAGGCAGAGCAAACUGAGAUGAGGGAUCUACAGACGAGACUCCACCAGCAACUCGAAGAAGCUCUGGAACAGGCUCGCGUUGAAAAGGAAGCAGCUGUGAAGAAGGCGAACGAUGCGAAAUUCAUGGAGAUUGCAUCCUUGACGAACACUCUCACGCAGCACCAAAAACGGAUCCAGGAGCUGGAGGAGAGCUUCAACACGGCGCGUAACGACCAGCAGAGUUUGGUGAAGGAGGCUACUGAGAAGUUGCAGAUAGAAUACAAGUCGAAACUGGAGUCGGUCGGGAACAGGUUGCUCAAGCUGAUGCCCACGUCAACCAUGGAGAGGAGCCCCAGUGACAGCAGCCUUGAGAAGAUCGAAAGACCAGAUGUCGCCGAGUUAGUCAGUCACAUCCUGUCCCAAGCGAAGGAGAGCAUGAACUUGGAGAGAUCCGUUGCUAUACGAACAGCCAUAGAGAAGGAACGGAUAGACUGCGUGGUGAAAUUGGACCGUGAACUAAUUCUAGCCAGGCAGGUGAUCGAGGAGAAGGACAUGGAGGUAGAGAUGUAUAGGAUAAGGGAGAUAGCAUUGACAGAGGAGUGCAAGCGUUACAAGAACGAGAUCAGACGUUUGACGGAGUCGGAUAGUUUCAAGAGCAUCCUUGGCGAGGCAAGUCUGCACAAAGAGCACAGCGAUGAGCAAUUAGAGAUGAGUCAGGGUAGUCUGAAAGAGUUAGAGAAGCGUCUAGAACCGGAGAAAGACGAGGUAGAGGUGUCUGAGUCGAAGAAGGUGCGACUGGAAGCGAGCAACAAUCCCAGCUGCUUGUCCAGAAGGUUGGAGAUCCUUGAGAACGACAACAAGAGGUUGACAGCUGAGAUGCAGGCGCUUCGAGAGAGCAAAGAAUCGGCCGAAGAGAAGAUCGAGGCUUUGGAGGCUGACAAGGUGCGACUGGAGAUCGAGUUAGUGAAGGAAAGGUCCAGAAGUUUCGCUGCUCCUGACUCGUCGUCGUCGUCUGAGAGCCGCGAGAAGGAUAUGAACGCCUCUGUGGCAGUAGUUACAGAAUCUGGCGCUCUCAGGGACGCCGCGACCAGUCCAAAGCCUCAACGUCGGCGAGAUUGUGCCAUGGGCAUGUCACUCGUGGAGCAGAAGAUGAAACAGAUUGCGAAAAAGCUGGUAGAAAAGGGUCACAUAACGGUGACCAGUUGCGAGCCGGGUGACAAGGUGUUGUUGUUCUGGGAUCCAAUGUAUAAGACGUAUAUCCUGUACCAGGAGUCUAUGACGUUCUAUUUCCUCAACUCCGAUUGUUUCUCUAGCUUGAAUCUGUGCUCGACUUCUGGCGAGACACCGAAAGAUAUGCAUACCAUCGUUGAGGUUGUGGAUAAACAGUACUGUCACGCUAGGAAGGCGGAAAAUCGGUAUCGCGUGCCGCAAGGCACCAAGUUCUACCGGGUGGUCGUGAAGCCUGUGAACGAUAGUGCAUCUCUGAUGACGAGUAUACAAGAGUAAUGACGGUGGCGGACAGAGAGAGGAAACGUGAGAUCCAUCGAUUCUCCGCCGAUCGAAGAAAUGAAAUAAAGCCCUGUGACCGCGGAUCCGUGUCGCGGGGAUGAACACCUGUGGCCUUGCACGUGCAGUUCAUCCGUUGCGCGGAUCCUUAGCGUAUAUAUACGUGUUUGCGACCAUCCGGAAACCCUCGGAUCAAGGCCAAAACCUGCCAGAGCCUGUAGACGCAUCCUUGAACGUUCACGGACCAGAAGGAACGAAGUUUCAUUUUUUGGCUGAUCGAAAGCUGGUUGUUUGAGAACAGAGAGGUACAUAUCUGGGUACCGCCGUUAGUUUUGUGGGUGUCACACGGAUCGAUUAGGGAUCAGAGACGAAAGGAUGCGCUGGCGUUUUAUUGUGAUAUAAAUAAUUUUAACGGAAGCAAAAACAAGAAAAAAAAAAACGAAAAACAAAUUGACAAAAAAAGAAACAACAACAAAUGAGUGAAACAUAAUUGCCGAAUGCUGUGGUUAGCUGUGAAGCGUGUAAAACGACGUUUGUAUUCCUUUUUCCUUUUUUUUUUCACAGACCGAGCGAGAAAGAGUGGAAGCGUGUGCGAGAUGGAGAUAGAUAGAUAGAUAGAUUGAUAGAUAGAUAGAUAGAUAGAUAGAUAGAUAGAUA